UUUCCACAUUUGUGUCUACGCAAUGUAUGGAGUUAUCUUCGUCGCAGCACUUUUAGGAAAUGGAUUAGUGUGCUACGUAGUUCAAACAUCACCACGCAUGAAAACUGUUACUAAUUUCUUCAUAGCGAACUUGGCUGUUGGUGACAUAAUGAUGACUCUAUUCUGUAUACCAUUCUCUUUUGUUUCAAUGUUGAUACUAAGGUAUUGGCCAUUUGGGGGUGUGAUGUGUAAAAUCGUGAAUUUCUCUCAAGCAGUGUCGGUGUUAGUUAGUGCUUAUACACUUUUAGCUAUAUCUGUAGAUAGGUAUAUUGUGAUAAUGCAACCUUUGAAGCCCAGACUGGGAAAGACUGCAGCUAAAGUUGUGAUAUUAUGUGUAUGGAUUGGAGCGACGAUAACUGCCGUACCUAUAUUCGUUGCCUCGGAGCUUCAGAGACCAACAUUGUUUCAUGAAGUUUGUCAAAGGGACAUAUGUACUGAAAUUUGGACCAACCCUGAUGAUAAGAAGCUGUAUACAUGUGCGCUAUUGGCGCUUCAAUUCGCGCUACCUUUGACAGUCCUUAUAUGUACCUACGUUCGAAUAGCUUACGUCGUGUGGGGGGUGAGGCCCCCUGGCGAAGCUGAGCUCAAUAGAGAUUCGAGAAUUCAACAUUCGAAACGGAAGAUGAUAAAAAUGAUGGUGACAGUCAUAGCUGUUUUUACGAUAUGCUGGCUUCCUCUCAACAUGUUGUGGAGUGCGCACGAAGAUGACAUCGAGUGGGCUAUGUGGCCCGGAAUGCCGUACGUGUGGUUUGCCGCCCACUGGCUGGCGAUGUCACACUGCUGCUACAACCCCGUCAUAUACUGUUACAUGAACUCCAGAUAUCGAUUAGGCUUUCAAAAGGCAAAGAGGAUGACCAGCUGUGCACAUCAACGAUCAAGUGGUGGCAUGGAAGGCAUUCAAAUGGGAGGUAAUAUUUUUCUAUUUAUUGUAGCUAAACCCGACCAUGAUUCUCUAUGA
Molecule: messenger RNA, 997 nt
Organism: Leptidea sinapis
Lineage: Eukaryota; Metazoa; Arthropoda; Insecta; Lepidoptera; Pieridae
Product: RYamide receptor-like
Exons: 5
Coding region: 23-997 (324 amino acids)
Biological process (GO): neuropeptide signaling pathway
Cellular component (GO): membrane
Molecular function (GO): neuropeptide Y receptor activity
Source: RefSeq, a predicted model, not a curated record